AAAUGUCACCACGAUGAUAACCGGUCAUCGUUGUGCGCUUCGUUACACUUCGGAAACCCAUCUGGCCCCCAUCCUGCCCGGCACCUCCAAAUGGGUCAAACUGAAACGUUUUAUCCGGACGCUGCUGCUGGUAUCACCGAACCAUCCGGAAACGAAGAAAUAUCUCAAAAGUUUCGCCCAAAUCUCCAACGAAAACAAACGCCAGGUCGGAAGCUACCCACCUUACAUAAUCCAUCCGUUCAGCACCUUCCGGAAGUACUGGCACAUGGUGGUGUUCAUGGCGCUUACCCUGCACCUCCUAACCCUGGCCUUUGACUUUACCUUCCUGAUCUUCCACGAUGAAACCUACUACAGCGGAGCGAUCCGGUUUGACCUGUUUCUCUGUGGAAUUCUGGCGAUCGAAAUUGGUCUCAAGUUCAUCACCGGAUAUGUGGUCCCCGGCACGAACGAGAUUGUGCUGGACCCGCGACGGAUUGCUCUGAAUUAUUUGCGGUAUUGUCGGAUGGUGUACGAGUUGCAGCGGGUUUUGCCGUACAUUCUGCUGCUGGAUUACUUUGACCGGGCUUACUACCAGUACCGGGUGGAGUCCUAUCUUGCCUUCAUCAUCUAUUUGUACGCGGCGCACAUCUUUCGGUUUCAUGAAAUUUACGAUUAUUUUAAGAUCAUCCCCCGUUCGCUCGCCCUUGGCGCCCGAACCGUCCUCAUCAUCAAACUGAUCAUGAACACCCUGUACGUGCUGCACUGGAGUGCCUGCCUGCGGUACAUCCUGCCCGAGCUAGCCUUCAGCCUGCAACGGAACAGCGCGGACGUUCUGAACCUGGUCACGAUGCGCUUCAACGUGGCACACCCAAAUGUGAACCAAUUUCUGACGGACAUUUACUGGCGCCACUAUCGCAACCAGAACAACGUUAGCUAUCCAACGGAUGAACCAAGGAUUGUGAUUGAUCCACCGGUGUACGAUGAGUACAAGAAGUUUUACACGGUCAACAGACCGGUGGAGCAGAAGAUCUUUGAUCGCACCUUUAUGCUGAUUAAGCUGGACGAGAUAAGGAAGAAUGCAACGAUUGGGGACAAGUAUUUGGCCAGCAUGAUGAAUACGGUGAAGAUCAGUUUGCUGGCGGGACGGGACAACUGCGCGGGGAUUCACUUUACGAACAACAUCUUGACGACGUUUUUGGUGCUUGGGGGUUGGAUUUGGUUCACGUACAUAAUGCUGAUCAUGAUCCGAUCGAUUCAGUCCUCGGAGCAGAGUCAGACAAAGUACGAGGAGGUGGUGAACGAGUUUCGGGCGUACGGAUUCAACAAGCGGUUGAGCAAAUCGUUGAAGCAUCGGAUGUUGAAGCACCUGGAGUGUCGGUACAGGAAGCGGUACUUCAACGAGAGUACCAUCAUGCGGAUGAUGUCGGACAACCUGCGACGGAGCGUCCGAAUGGAGGCGUGCUAUCAUCUGCUGCGGUACGUCGACAUGUUCAAGGGAUUCCCGCCGACGCUGAUCGAGGACAUUGUGGACAGCUUCACGUACGAAAUAUACCUGGAGAAUGACGUGUUGAUCGAGGCCGGAACUCGCGGGGACUCGAUGUACUUCCUGGCUAGUGGAACGGCUGCGGUGUACUCUUCGAGUGGUACUGAGCUGGGACGGUUAAUCGAUGGGUCUCACUUUGGAGAGGUGUCGAUUCUGGGGAAAGGACACGUCCGAACAGCAACCAUCAUAGCUAUGGAAGAUUGUGAAGUAUACCGGCUGUCAGCUGAAGUCUUCCAAAAGCUUAUCGAGCCGUAUUCGCACCUCUUGGUUGAAAUGCACAAACUUGCCGAUGCCAAGAUUGCCAGGGUAACAAAGAACAAGCAGAAGCUGUCCGAGGAAGAGUUGUACGAUAAUUUUCUACAAUAAAUUGUGUCCCUCAUUGUGUUGCAUAUUCCUUUGUACAGACUUAAACGCCCAAGAAAUGAA
Culex quinquefasciatus (southern house mosquito) is the source of this 1948-nucleotide messenger RNA. Its product is annotated as potassium/sodium hyperpolarization-activated cyclic nucleotide-gated channel 4. The transcript is spliced from 2 exons. Bases 14 to 1888 code for a protein of 624 amino acids. The record is from RefSeq and is a predicted model, not a curated record. Lineage: Eukaryota; Metazoa; Arthropoda; Insecta; Diptera; Culicidae.